AUGUCUAAAGGAGGCUCAUCGACAUCAAGGUGCAAUAAUGGCUGUGAUGUUCAGAACUCGUUAUCAGCAUCCGUAAUACGAUUAAUUGAAAUGGUUUUGAAAGGUGAUAGCGAAGCGAAACUACAUGAGCAAACAGAAAUCUCAAUCAAGCUAUAUACUGAAUCGGUUGCAAAAAGUGUUUCGAGCUAUCGUUUUCUUUUAAAAGGAGCUGACCAGAAUGUCAGUUUCCCUACCACUACUUUCCAAGAUAUAAAUGAUCGGUCCAUUAAUGAAUGUUUGGUUAAGCUGUUGAAGGCCAUUGAGGUAUGUCGCAGUGAAUUGGCAACAUCCUUCUUCUGUCGACUUCUCUUAGGUUUCAUCACUUGCUGCAAACCUUCUGCAUCACUGAUACGUCAGCGUCGUAUAAUUCGUUUAGAUGGAACAAAUUCGCUUAUUAGAUGUUUCGUGUCAUUUAUCGCCGAAUCAGUGCAUUGUAGCUGUAUUGAUAUGCUCUGUUCUCUUCUGAUCAUGUUAUAUGUCAGAGACAAAAAAUUUUGUCUAAAAGUUCGUUUGAAUGGUUUGAUUACUCUAUUCCAAAAAAAGUUAUUAUUGCUCGCUAAAGACAGGAGAAUGAUAUCGGUUCUGCAGUUAUGUUGUUGCUGUAUUCGUUCAGUGCAAAAUGCGCGAAUGUUUGGCAGAAGUCAAAAAAUUAUGAGGAAUUUAAUAACAGCAAUUAUUUCUGGCACGGAUAUAAUAGUUGUGGCUCGCCUUACAGAAAUACUUUAUGUGAUCAUCAAAUUCAAAAAUCGUCUCGUAAUGACUAUAUUGGAGUCGAAUGAUAUUUUUACCAUAUUAACAAAAACUUUUCAAAAGUAUCUUCAACAACGGUUCAGUGCGUCUGAGCAGGCUAUCCUGGAAAUUUGCUUGUUUACGGUGGUAUCGUUAAGGAAUCUAAUAAGGCUAAAACGUAAUAGAGAACGUCUACUAGCUAUUGGCGCAAUGGAAACGUUCAAUUCAGCUAUUUCACUCAUUAACAAUGACGAAGAGUACCUGUAUGAUAACUCACCAGUGGGACCGUCUGUUAUAAAUCUUAAGGAAUCGUUAAUUGCACUGUAUAUGAGUUGUCUACCUCUCCGUCCAUUUCCGAUACCCUCAUCUACACCACCACCAAUUAUUUUCCCGCUUCCUAGAGAAAUCCGCAACGAUCCAGAGCAACUUUGUUCUUGGCCACGUGAAAGAGAAAUUGAGAGAAAUUUCUUAUAUACUUUUCCAAUUCGUCAAGAUGAACCUGCUUUAAGUAGCGAUGAAGACGGUGGAGACGAUGAAGACGAAGCAUUGUUUACAGUAACGCCAUUGUGCAACAAUGACAAGGAUAAGUCGCACGCAGUGCCUGCGAACUUCUCCCACCAUGUUUCUUUAACUGAACUAACCGAUGACUACUUCCAUUAUUUCAUUGAAUUUUUUCAAGGAACUGUCACGGCAGGUUCACCUUCAGUGACGACAAAGGUGGACAAAUUAGAAGUAGAAAAUUUCGCUGACUUGGUGGCAAAAGCAGUAAAUAAAACAAGAUCGCCAUCAGUUUUCAUAAAAAUUGCUUAUCCAGCAACAUUCCUUCCAACAAAUUUACAUUCCGUUUUGCAACCACUGGCAAAAAGCGAUUCAAAGCGAGAUUUAUUGGCAAAAGACGUAGUACAUUUGGGAGAUGAAUCGUUAUUCUCUGCUCGUACUGUAUAUGAUUUGGAUUGUUUGGUUUGCGAUAAAACUGAAAUCUUUGCAUCCUGGAAAACAAUAGGAAACAAUGAUGAGAACCGGAUUGGUAAAAUGGAUUCCAAGAAUCAUCUGUUGUUUGAAAGCCGAUUUGAAGGUGGAAAUUUGAGGCGAGCCAUCCAAAUAAAUAAAUGGCAUUAUCAGUUAAUAUUAUCACCAGAUAUCAAUCAGUUACGGCCACAUUUUCAAUGGUUCUUUUUUGAAGUUUCCAAUAAUGAAGCAGGAGUGGAUUAUAUGUUUGAAAUUAUUAACUGCUUUAAAAGAACAUCCAUGUUUAGUCGUGGUAUGCAGCCAGUACUGUUCUCAGUUACAGAGGCUUGUCGAGGAAAUCCUAAAUGGGUACGUGCUGGUUCAGCAAUAUGUUAUUGUCGUAAUACUUUCAUCCGUAACGAUUCUGGCAAAGUGAAUGAUGCAUCUUCUCCAAGGCGCCACUUUUCGCUCUAUUUCACAAUCAGAUUCAAAUAUCAUGCUGAUGUAUGUUACAUUGCCUAUCAUUUCCCGUACACAUAUUCAAUGCUUCAAGCUACCUUAGAAAGGUAUUUAUCAAAAAACGGUAAAGAAGGACAGUUUUAUGUUCGUAAUGAUCAGUUAUGUACAUCACUAGCUGGUAAUACUGUAUCACUCCUUACAGUGACUGCUAGUGGUACUAAGGAACAGUUGAUUGAUCGUCAGAUCAUAUUGCUGUGUGCCAGAGUGCAUCCCGGAGAAAAUAACGCAAGUUGGAUUAUGCAUGGUAUUAUGGAUUUCUUGAUGAGCAAUGAGGAAGAAGCUGUGGAGCUUCGUAAUCAGUUCGUAUUUAAAUUAAUUCCAAUGUUAAAUGUUGAUGGUGUUGUAAACGGUUCACAUCGUUGUAGCUUAGCUGGCGUAGAUUUAAAUCGAACUUGGGAUCAACCUUCAUCAGUAUUGCAUCCUGUUAUUUAUCACAGCAAAGCUAUUGUACAAUAUAUAGUUGAUGUACUUCGAAAGAAACCAUUUCUCUUCGUUGAUCUACAUGGUCACUCCAAUAAUUUUAAUUUCUUUCUUUAUGGAAACAAUCCUGAUAACUCAUGGCGUAUUUUGGAUUACUCGCUUCCAGGAAAAAGUGAUUUCAUGUCGCUUCCAUUACUUUUGCAGCAGAUGUGUGAUUAUUUUUCACUAUCUUGUUGUCGAUUCAACAUAACCAAAGCUAAAGAAUCAUCAGCUCGUGUAGCACUGUGGAGACAGUUUGGUGUCACUCGAUCGUAUACCCUGGAAUCUACGUACUGUGGUUUCAAUUGUGGUUCUUUGAAAGGUUACCAGAUAAAUAUUGAGCAUCUGAUGGAAAUGGGUAGGCAGUUAUGCAAAACAUUUAGCUAUUUGAAGAACGAUAGCCUUUCGAAUCAGCAGGAGGUUGACGAUGAUUCGGAGUAA
This is a messenger RNA of Cercopithifilaria johnstoni, 3135 nucleotides long. Lineage: Eukaryota; Metazoa; Nematoda; Chromadorea; Rhabditida; Onchocercidae. The record is from the annotation of a GenBank genome assembly.